GUUUCGCCGCUCCGAGCUCUCCCCGCCUGCCCCGCGCCUGUUUAACCGGCAACGAACCUCGUCCUUCCAAGGUUCCUGCUGCUAGACAACAACUUCCCAGCGACAAAACCACUUUCAGUCCCUGAAUAGAAUUACCUGCACGAUAGACAAUCGUCACAAUGGUCGAGCACGAGCCUGAGCCGAAGCGCUUUUCUCCUAAGAUCCCUGUCCAGCUCGAUCCCCCGAAAUAUGAUCCCAUAACCGUUGAAGAGCUGUCCAAAUGUGAUGGUACCGAUCCUAACCGUCCCACCUUGGUUGCGAUUAAGGGGAUCGUUUUCGAUGUGACUAGGAACCAGGCAUACAGUCCUAGUGGGCAGUACCACGUCUUUGCUGGAAAGGAUCCCUCCCGCGCCCUUGCCUCUUCGUCGCUCAAAGCCGAGGAUUGCAAACCCGAUUGGUAUGAUUUGGAGGACAAGGAGAAGACAGUCCUGGAUGAAUGGUUCACGUUUUUCAGCAAACGCUACAACAUUGUGGGAAAGGUGAAGGAUGCUACGAACUACUAAAGGAACAAAUGGUUAGCAGCGAUGCAUGGAGAUAAUCAACCUUUCUGCAAUGCAAGAAUAAUACCCGUUGACUUCACUCUUACGCGAGCUACUCUGAAUAAAGAGCUGUCGGUGU
Molecule: messenger RNA, 657 nt
Organism: Aspergillus welwitschiae
Lineage: Eukaryota; Fungi; Ascomycota; Eurotiomycetes; Eurotiales; Aspergillaceae
Product: putative progesterone binding protein
Exons: 3
Coding region: 159-542 (127 amino acids)
Cellular component (GO): endomembrane system; membrane
Source: RefSeq, a predicted model, not a curated record